GUCGAGGCAUUUACGUCGAGUCGUAUAUAGGGUGAAUCUGACAUAAUGCGUGCGCUUGUCGAGGGAACGGAUCUUUUAUUUAUUUUUUUUCUUUUUCAUUACUCCACGAUCUUUCCCGUCCGCGAAUCUACGUAUGUACAACCUGGUACCACAUAUUUAUGUAAAUACAAGGCGAAUGUAUACAUGAUAAGUGUAUGGGUGCGUGACACGAGUUACUCUCUCUCUAACCACUACCGACACAAACGACUUUCUUGUUAAGAGUGUUGUGCACAAGUUUACGGUAAAUUGGAAAUUGCCCACGUGCUUUCUCGGCAUGGAUCUAGAGAGCUGUCAAAAAAGUUCCGAUAAAAGCUUUGAUACCGAUGACGAUUCCGAUUAUGCCAUGAUAAGACAAAUAAAAAUGGAACCGGAAACAAUCUUCUCGCCUUCCGAGGAUGAUAUCAUGGCACAACUGCAGCAAGAUAGUUCCGACUUGGAAGUAGAACCCAGUUUUACAUUGGAAGGCGCUGUAAAUGGCGAUUAUUGCAACGAGGGAAUAUUAAUGCAGCAUAUGGAUAUCAGAGAACCCUUAUCUACAUUGAGGAGUCUUUUGGAAGAGAGGCUUUCGAUAGAUUUGAAAAACUAUUCAUUUUGGUUGCAAAAUUCAACAAUGCUGGAAAGCCAUAAAACCUUGGUCGAUCAAUGUAUCCAAGGAGAGGGACUAGUUCAGAUUAAUGUACAAAUAAAGCCUAUGCAGAAACGUAUCAAUAUAGCGGAUGUUCUCAAGCCGGCGGAAGAUUACAUCGAAGUUGUGGAAAAUAAUUCACCAGUGCCUGUUGCUCAAGAAAAACAAAACGUCAUAAAGUGGACGUUGGAUGCGCAGUAUAAAAAAGAACAGGAACGCUUAAAAAUACCAACUGAUCCGAAGGAUUGGUCAGAAACACAUGUUAAACACUGGCUGCAAUGGGCCGUUAGACAAUUUAAUUUAGUAUCGUUACGUUUGGCCGAUUGGAAUAUAACUGGAACGCAGCUGUGCAACCUCAGCAUGGAAGAGUUUCAUGCAAAAGUGCCUCUUGAUCCGGGGGAUGUGUUUUGGACACAUUUUGAACUUCUUAGGAAAUGCAAAUUCGUCGCUGUAGUGCAAAAAGAUGCACCAGAUUCUUCCACUGAAGGUACUUUGGAAAAAUCUAUUAAAGCGCGAAAUCAAAAAGCAGCAAAACCGAGACCUGCGGUGAACCAACAAGCUCGCGUAAUUAACAUGCCAUCGGAGAGUGUCGAUCCAGCUUCGAUCACUAUUGCUACUUCCAGUCGAUCCGUUAACAGUGGCCAAAUACAACUGUGGCAAUUUUUAUUAGAGCUACUAACGGAUAAAGAAUAUAGAGAUGCAAUUCAGUGGAUUGGAACUGAAGGAGAGUUUAAGCUUAAUCAACCAGAAGCAGUGGCACAAUUAUGGGGAGCACGUAAGAAUAAGCCAUCGAUGAAUUAUGAAAAACUGAGUAGAGCGCUUCGAUAUUAUUACGAUGGUGAUAUGAUCUCUAAAGUUCACGGCAAACGAUUUGUUUAUAAAUUUGUUUGUGAUUUAAAGCAGUUAUUGGGCUAUUCAGCCGCAGAAUUGAGUAAACUUGUCGAUGAAGGAAGAAGGUAUUUCUGAUGAAGUCAUACAUUUCUAGUUGCUGUUAAUAAAGAAGAGCUUUCAUUGGAAACAUCUCAUGAUGUGUCUAUUAUUUUAUUCAAUAUAAUAAUUUGUAAAGUAUUACGCAUGUGCAAAGUAUAUAUGCAAAGUUAUUAUCGCAUCAUAUUACACUACAUUUAUCAAGUUUA
Molecule: messenger RNA, 1800 nt
Organism: Camponotus floridanus (Florida carpenter ant)
Lineage: Eukaryota; Metazoa; Arthropoda; Insecta; Hymenoptera; Formicidae
Gene: Ets97D
Product: DNA-binding protein Ets97D
Exons: 6
Coding region: 314-1630 (438 amino acids)
Biological process (GO): regulation of transcription by RNA polymerase II; cell differentiation
Cellular component (GO): nucleus
Molecular function (GO): sequence-specific DNA binding; DNA-binding transcription factor activity, RNA polymerase II-specific
Source: RefSeq, a predicted model, not a curated record